This is a messenger RNA of Porites lobata, 810 nucleotides long. The record is from the annotation of a GenBank genome assembly. Lineage: Eukaryota; Metazoa; Cnidaria; Anthozoa; Scleractinia; Poritidae.
AUGGAAAAAUCAUUAAACUCCAGUAGAAAUUUUAAGCUUCCACCGAUACAAGGAGCAGCGCCAGCCGCGAAUAUUCUCCGACAGCCAGCUUCACGAGGCAAGCAGACAUGGCCGCACGAAUACGGACACCGAGCAAACGGACAUCAUCGGUCAACACGGCAAGUUAUUCACGUCCCUAAUGAUCCAUUCCCCGGUCGAUACAGAAGUCCACGGCAUGCUAGCCAUAACUUGUCGAAUGCAGCGGGCAAGCAGCGCCCGUUCAACUCCGGGGCCGUCGAAAAUGAAAUGAACAGGGGGGAAUCCUUAACGCUUGAGUUCGCACCCAUGGUUCAUAAUUUUCCUCAGUCGUACACAGUUCUUCCUCCCAUUCAGAAAAUCUCAAAGCCGUCUACUAAUGAAACUGAAAUUGCGACUCAAGACAAAAACUUAAGGGGCGACGAGGAGAAAAAAUUAGGUGCCCAGUUGAUCAGAGACGAUGUUGGUAAACCAAACAAUAAGCAUAAAGGUAGUGGCGUGCAAAAACAUCACGAUAAGAGUGGAGAUUCAAAUACAAGCAACAAUAAUAUUAAACCAGACUCGGGAAAUGGAAGAAACCUUUCUAAAAGCAAAAGACAAACUGAUCCUGAAAACCAGGAUAGCGAAACUGGAGAAAGAAAACAAAGUGCGACCACAGUGUUGUUUCUUAAGGGAAAACGUAUAGGUCGUCGAGUUGGAGUUUGCUUGGAAAACGAACCGGCUUUAAUCAAUGUGACGGAACAGCUAAAGGAGAUAUUUUUACGAAGGAAUAUGGAAGAAAUGUACCUAAUCUAG